CCCAGAACAGAAAACAAGACUCGGUAGAAAGCCGGAAGGGGGAAAAGAAGCAACCCAAUCCUAGGUCAAGCCGGCCACCCACACGCCACCCAAAUUCCCGGGUCCUUCUCACCUCCCCACCAGCCGACGGCGGCGACGACCGCGGCGGCUGUUCGAGUGGUAGCGACCGACGCGCACGCGCAUUCUCCCUCCCAUCCAAUCAGGCCCAGCGGAAGAGGAGGAGGACGAGGGCCGAGACGGGGGUAAGUCAACCAACCCUCCUCGUCGUUUGAUCGUGGGCACUCGCCACCACCGAUGCUGCGGCGCCGGCCAUGGCGUCGGCGCUGCUCUCGUACCUGAAGACCCUGUGGCCUCUCUCCGCCUUCCUGAGGGAGGAGGAGGACCUACGCGCGUCGGCGCGGUUGGUCGGGGCGCUCUCGGUCCCCGAGGAGACGAAGCAGUUCGUGCUCGCGCUCCGCGAGCCGGGAGGAUCGCCGGGAGACGGCGCCGUGAUCUACAUCCUCGCCGCGCAGAACCUCUCGGAGCAGUCCGCCUCGGACGCCGAGCGCCUGAUCAGGGAGGUGCGCCCGGGGGCCGUGGUGACCCAGGUCGCGCGCGCGGCCCUCGAUGACGUCCGGAUCGAGGAGGACUGCCUGGAUGGCGGCGGCGGCGGCGUGCCGGUACCGGCGUCACCGUUCCAGGUUAUCAAGAGGUGCGUAACGGAGAAGAGGAGCAAGGACCAGUACGUGAAGGCGGCCGCGUGCCAGGUCCUGCAGGAGAUCUUUGGGGUCGGGUUCUAUGGCCAUCUGCUGGCUGCCAAGAGAGCCGCAGAGGAGACCAAGUCGUGUUUUCUCUUGCUCGAGUCUCCAUAUGAGAGGAAUUGCAGCAGCAGCGAUGGAUCGGGCAGCCGAAACAAUGCUGGAGAUGAUAACUCAGCUCAGCAAUUACAGGGUAGCUGCUCGCUCACUCAUAACGCCAAGGACGAUAACUCAGGUGCGCAAUUGCAGACUAGCUGCUUGCUCCCCAAGAGUGCCACUUCAAUUUUAAGCUCCCAUGGUAGGAAUAUAUGCCUUCUGGAUGAUAAUGGAGGACAACUCAUGAAGUUGCUGGCUCCAACUCUCAAUUUCUUGAUGCCCCAAGCUAUCUCUUCCAAUGUUGCCACUGAGUGCAUCCCAUCUGAAUGCAAGCCGGCAGACAGAUACGAGGCUCCACCUUUUGCACAGUCUGUCUACCCUCUACUUGCCGAUCUUUAUUAUAUAUUUGUCGACAUUCCGUCGAUUGGGAGGGCUAUGGCUUCUGCUCAGAAGUUGCUUACUCAAGUUCACGAGGGGAAGCCAAUUAGCAGUGAAAUGUUAUCCGGCGUGUAUGUAUUUAGAAUUGCAAUAGAGGCCCUCAGAAUGGGUUUAAACAAUGCAGGAAGAUGCCACAUUGACACCAAGGAUAACCAUGAUUCAAAAAAGUUGGAUUUUUCAGAUCUCCAUUCUGAUGAGAAGUGUCACAUUCUUCUUGUGCAAGCUCUCAGAAGCCAAGUAAGAGAGUUUGGUUCUGUGGUGGCUAUAGUUGAUGCUAGCUGCUUAGCUGGAAUAAGGAGACACUGGAACACACCUGUUCCUUCAGAGAUUGCUCAAUUAGCUAGCAGAUGCUUUAGUCAUUAUGGUGAUGAAAAUAAUGGUGAUAAAAUUGAGCUACCUUCGUCUGACAGCACUGAUAAAAGAAAUUGGAUAUCUGAGAAACCUGUGGUCGCAGUUGGUGCAGGAGGUACAGCAAUUCUGGGAUUUUCGUCUUUGUCAAAAACUGUUCAUGCUUCUGCCUUCCUUAAGCUGGCUCCGUACAAAAGUCCAGUGAUUCUGAAGUAUGCCUUAAUGCAGCUGCAAAGACAUGCAGCUAUUGUACUAAGCAAGAUCCUCCCUCAUGGGGUUGUUAGUGCUGGUUCAAAGGCAUCUGCUUUACAGUUCACGGCUUCAGCAGAGAAGAUCCGAGCGGUGGCUCACACUGUAAUAUCAUCAGCUGAGAGAACUAGCUUGAUGGCUAUGCGGACUUCAUUUUAUGAAAUCAUGCAAAAGAGGCAUAAACAUCCUUUCAGGAUAACUCCUUGGGCAACAUUUGGCUGCAGCAUGGUUGCAUGCGCUGGCCUCGUGAUGCAUGGAGAUGGGAUCGAGUGUGCAGCAGAGGCGGCACCUUCCGUUCUCAUGAUUGCUUCUCUGGGCCGUGGCCUUGAGAGCUUACAUCUCACAUCCCAGGAAGUGAGACAAACAAAUGGCCAGAAUGUGAAAGAAGCUUUGCGAGCGUUGAUGAGCAACUUGAAGAAAUCAGCAAAAUAAAGAGGCAAUACUUUACAACUGGAACUGUAUAGAUUUUGGUCAUGCAAUUUUCAAGCAACACUGAAUUGUUAUGACUAUCAAGUGCAUUUUUCUUGUUU
Molecule: messenger RNA, 2398 nt
Organism: Phragmites australis (common reed)
Lineage: Eukaryota; Viridiplantae; Streptophyta; Magnoliopsida; Poales; Poaceae
Exons: 1
Coding region: 312-2300 (662 amino acids)
Source: RefSeq, a predicted model, not a curated record